CCGCGGAUUUUGUUGUGAAGGAAAGCAAUGCGGAGUUUGCACCUUUUUCAUAAUAGAUAAUUGAAUUUGUAUAUUUUAUAUCUCUUUUUAAUAUUACAUAGAUGUAUUAAUUAGUGCCUUAUUAUUCAAAUAUAAUAAUUUUAUAGUUUAUAAUAGUGCAAUUACAAAAUUUUUAAUUAGGUUAUACCGCUCCAUUGGUAGAUUCGUUUUACUGAUAUUAUCAAGCGUACUAUGUAUUAAUAAACAAAUUACUAUUGCGCAAUUGAAGUGAAGAGAUAAAGAAACGUUUAAGUAAUGGAUAUGCAAGAUGAUUGUAUUAUCGAAAAGGUCACCCCUUCGAAAGUGAGAAAGUUGAAACAAGCACGCUUAACAUUUGAAGUGUCAUCUCCUAAAACAGUAUCAAAUAAUGUUUUUUCAAAAAAAAGAAAAUUAGAAUCUCCAGAGGAAUGUAAAAUUCCCAAGAUUGUAAAGGUUACAACUAAGGGAGAAUCACUAGAAGAUUCCGAUGUGGAUAAUAUAAUCCCUAAUGAAAGUAACACAUCAUGUAGCAGUAAAACUGAUGUGGAAUUAAUAGAAAUAUCGAAUGAAGAAGAAGAGAUAAAAGAGAAAUUUAUGCAGCAUGACAAAGUUAAAAGUAAAAACACUUUAAAAACGCCAACAGAAACAUCAAAAAGUACAGACGUUAAGAGAAAUAAAAAAGUUACGCCAAAGCAAUUGCGAGUAGAUGAAGGUGCUAAAAAACGUAAAGAAAAGGAAAAGUUAAGAAUGGAAAAAGAAAGAAGACGUGAGGAAGAACGGAAGAAUAGACGAAAGGAAAAGGAAAAAAAGCAGAAAGAGAAAGAAGAAAAGGAAAAAGCAGAACGUGAACAGAAGAAAAAAGAAAGAGAACAAAAAGAACUUAAAAAACAAAUGGAAAUGGAACAAAAACAGAAAGAGAAAGAAGCAAAAGAGCAAGAACGUCGUAAAAGGGAAGAAGCUAAAGAAGAAGAGAGGAAAAAAAAAGAAGAAGAGAAAUUAGAAUCCGAACGUAAAAAGCAAAAAGCAGCUUCAAAUUUUGCUAGCUUUUUCGUUCCUAAAAAGCAGGAAAUUAAAAAUGCAGAGGAGGAGAGUAAUACGAACGUACAAACUUUCAUGCCUUUUGAGAUUAAAGCAGAUAUGAGGAUUGCACCAAUUUCUAGAAGAAGAUUAAAAAAAAAUGAAAUUUUAUUGCUAGACGAUAAGUUUAAAAGUGGGAGAGCAAAAAAUAAUGAUUUGUAUCUUGCAGAAAUGAAAGCUAAAAAAAUUAUUACACAUAAAUCUGAAAAAACUUGGCCACUUGAAGCAAAGGAUGAUGAUAUAAUUGUAUUAGAUGAAGAAGAGAAUGAUAGUAAAUCGAGUGUAGUCUUCCAGCCUGAAGUUGUCAUGGAUAAAAAUCGGCCAAAAUUAUUACAAUUUCAUGAAAAUCGUCGACCACCAUAUUGGGGAACUUGGAGAAAACAAAGCAAUAAUAUAAAUCCUCGUCGACCAUUUUCGAAAGAUGCGAAAUGGUUCGAUUACGAGGUCGAUUCCGAUGAGGAAUGGGAGGAAGAAGAGCCUGGAGAAUCUUUACAUGGUUCGGAAGAUGAGAAAGAUGAGGAAAAUCCGGAUGACAAUGAGUAUGAUGUUGACAAUGAAUUCAUGGUACCACACGGAUAUUUGUCCGACGAGGAAGCCCGACCUGAUGAGGAGGAAGACGAAAGUAUGACACCGGAAACUCAGAAGUUCAAGUUGAAAUUGUUGGGUGAACAAUUCGAGGCCGAAAGAAGGGCGAAAAUGUCCAAAUUGAAACCGAAAAUAAUCGGUUGUGUUUGGCUUGGUCCAGAUAAUAUUUAUCCUGAAAAUACUCCUAAGAAAGUCGUAGAGUUUUUGACAGCACGACAAGCUUGGGUAUCGCAAAUACCUGUCGUAUUUCCGUCCACUAUGAGAGAGAUUACUGACACCAAUAGCGGUACACCAUUGAAAAUCCAAACCACAGGAAAUACGAGGAAAACGAAAGUACCGGCAGAAGCGUUGGCCGACUUGAUUCGUUUAAUUCAUGGAAAUAUCCAUGGGAAAAAGUUCCUAGUAAAAGAGUUCCUCACUUUUUGGAACAAGAAAAAUGUAAGUAAAGACAAUCAGAUCUCGAAAGCUAGCUUAGGGAAAAAGAUCGGCGAAAUAGGAAGGUGGAUGUCCUGUCCUGAAGAAGGGCAGAUGCAUUUGAAGGCAUGUUGGUACGUUUCUGAGGAUAUUAGAAAGAAAUAUUUGGAUGUUGAUGAAAAAUUAACCCUACCGAAUCGUUGGACAUAUAAUUUAACACCUAAACGUAGAAGUGAGAUUUCGGAUAGCAAUGAUAAGCUAGAGAAACAGGAAAAAGAUAAUGAGAAAAAUAAGAAAAAGGUACCGCUUAUAACUCAAUUUACAAAGAAAAUUACUCAGGAGGAAAUGAAACGUCAACUUUCAGCCGAACCAAAACAAAUUAUAAAACCUACACCAAUAUUGCAAAGACCACCGAAACGAGCGGUUUUAAUUUCUAUCCCUAAGAAUGAAAAAAAGGAGAUAUCCCUGAUAAAUAUUAAAGAAUCUGAAAGUAAGAAAUCGGAUGAUAGUAAAAAGAAAUGAUAAAAUAUGUAUAUAAACCACCGAGUGAGCUAUUGCUACGUAUAUGCAUUACAUGUGCACAAAAAUGUAUUAGGUCAAGUAUAUAUACAUUGUAAAAAAAAAAGAGAAGAUCGUCAUGUAAUAUAGUAGACUGAAGAUGCAAUUUUUUUUUUUACUAAUAAUUCAUAGUGAUACCGUUCAAAAGUUCAUAUUUCAUAGAGACAUUUGCGUUAUCCAUUAUAUAUAUAUACGAAUUAUCUAUUAAUAUCACGAUUUUAUCUAUCGUUAACAUAUAAUAUCUACUUUUUUAAUAAAUGUCUAUGAUCGCGUUUGCAAAAAAUAAAUUCGUAUUUAGAUUGGUGUUUCUAUCUAUGAGAGACUAUCAUUGAUAUAUAAGAGAUUAUAUUUUUCGAUACAAAUAUAUUUAUUUGAUAGAAAUCUUUUUCAAACGGUAAAAAUUUUAUUGUGUAAAACGGUAAAAAUUUUGUGAUAUCUUAUUAUCGACUUGAAAAUAAUUAUGAUGUCAAUAAAGAAAGAAACAUUAAAGAAAGAUUACUAUUUUGUCACGUUAGUACAUGUUCCAAUAAUGAUAUUUUACUCUCAUAUAUCUUAAGUAUAUUAUUAACUUAAAAAUAAUAAUAAUAAUAAUAGUUACGGUUUAUUAAAUUUUUAUAAUCCGAUCACAUGCGGAAUACUUACCAUAUUUGGUAGUCGUACAUUCCUUUAGUUUCUAUAUGCAUAUACAUAUUUGUUUCCUCGUUAAUUUCAAUUAAUAUAUUCGAUCAUUAAUAUCGAAACGUCGUUUAAAAAGUGAUCAACCGAUACUGGAAAAUUCAUAUGAGCCGUAUUUUAAUAAGGACAUUGUAAACUUAAUAAAGUUUAUUUUAAUUUUGUAUUAA
Vespa crabro (European hornet) is the source of this 3494-nucleotide messenger RNA. It is a transcript of the gene Caf1-180, whose product is annotated as chromatin assembly factor 1 subunit A-B. The record is from RefSeq and is a predicted model, not a curated record. The transcript has 10 exons. Gene Ontology annotation, biological process: nucleosome assembly. Gene Ontology annotation, cellular component: nucleus; CAF-1 complex. Bases 295 to 2616 code for a protein of 773 amino acids. Lineage: Eukaryota; Metazoa; Arthropoda; Insecta; Hymenoptera; Vespidae.